AUGGCCGGAUCCAAGAAGCACAAGAAAGAGAAGAAGCGUGAGAGUCUGUCAACUGAAGGCAGUGAGAAGCAGAAGCGAAAGCUACUCAAGGAUUCUCUUCAGGGUGAUGAUCAUGAGAACUCGCCCCGGAAAGAGAAAAUCGCCUCAUCGAAGCAUACCAAGGAGACCCCAGCAGACUCCGACGAUGAUGUCCCCAAAUCAAGCAAGAAAUUGAAGGAUAGCAAACGCAAGAGCUCUCGAAAGGACGAUCGGGCUGAUGAUGAAUCUGCAACUACGAAAAAGUCAACGCCCAAGGAAGACCAAGAGUCGGAAGAAUCUAGUAAUGACGAGGCAGAGCGCAAGCCGUCCAAGAACAAACACGCGGGAAUCCUUUCCAAGUUUGAACGCACGAAAACCGUGUCCAGCAAAAAGGCAAAGAAGUCGAAGCCCGAAGUUGAAGAAGUGGAAGAGCAUGCUGUUGAGCCAGUCAUCGCAAAGGGUCUGGAGCCACUGCCACAGCCCGAGAAUCCGCCGGAGCUCGAACAGGCUCCUACCUACUCUUCUCUCCCUCCUUGGUUGGCGAACCCCCUUCGAACAUCAACCGAUGAACGAGCCAAGUUCGCAGACCUCGGAAUUAAGCCAGAUCUUCUUCGCAUCCUCGACCAGAACAAUUACAAAGAGGCCUUCGCAGUUCAAUCCACCGUCAUCCCUCUCCUAUUGGACGGCGACAACCAUCAUCCUGGGGAUUUGUGUAUCUCAGCCGCAACAGGAUCUGGAAAAACUCUUUCCUACGUGCUUCCGCUCGUGACAUCUUUGAACCCGAGGCCCGCGUCGAGACUUCGAGGUUUGAUUGUCGUCCCUACCCGAGAGCUAGUCAAACAGGCUCGCGAGGCUUGUGAACUCUGCGCCUCCGGAUCGCGCCUUCACAUCGGCAGUGCUGUCGGAAAUGUGGCCAUUAAAGAAGAGCAAAAGCUUAUCAUGAGGACAGACCAGGUCUACAACCCGGCAACUGUUGCUCAAAGGCAGGCGCCAGGCUUGCAAGACAAUGACUGGAUGGACUUUAGCCUUGAAGACUGUGUUACUGAGGCUGUUGAUUCGACAGGUUCCCUUCCGGGAUACAUUCAGAGAUACGAGCCCAAUGUCGACAUUCUCAUUUGUACCCCUGGUCGCUUGGUGGAUCAUCUUCGCUACACCAAGGGAUUCACCCUCAAGUAUCUUGAAUGGCUAGUGAUCGAUGAAGCCGAUCGUCUGCUGAACGAAAGCUUCCAAGAGUGGGUGGAUGUGGUCAUAGGUUCAUUGGAUGCGCGACAUGCACCCGAAACCUUCGGCCCUGGCGGCAAACUCUUGUCUGAGCUUGGUCUGCCGAUUGAGACAAAACCCCCGAGAAAGGUUGUUCUUAGCGCUACCAUGACCCGCGACAUUACCAAGCUCAACUCUCUACGCCUUGAUGACCCCAAGAUGGUAAUCAUUGGCGCUGAGAAUGCCAUGGACCCCGAGGAUCCUUCCGCUAGGAACUCCGAUGCCCACUUCACACUGCCGUCGACUCUGCGAGAACGUAUGGUUGCCGUGGGCGAUGAAGCUCUCAAGCCACUCUAUCUUCUGCGUCUGCUAUUAUCGCAUAUUGGCGUUGAAGUUGAUAAGAAGUCUAGUCUCGCUUCCAAGGCCUCUGACUCCGAUAGCACCAGCUCGGAUGAUACCUCCAGUGAUGACGAAACCACCUCAGAUGAAUCUUCAGAUGAUGAUGAUACAUCAUCCUCAGGCUCGGAUUCCGAGUCAGACUCCGACGCUUCAAGCGACACUUCAUCUUCUGACUCUUCUGAUUCUGAGUCCGAGUCCGAGUCCGAGUCCAAGCCCGAAAUUGUAUCCAAGCUCGGGCCCCGGGCCACUACUGUACUCAUCUUCACCAAAUCUUCUGAAUCUGCGUCGCGACUUUCCCGCCUCAUUUCCCUGCUCCACCCGCAGCUUGCCAGCCGCGUGGGAACCAUCAUCAAAUCCGAUAAAUCGUCCGCUUCACGCAAGACCUUGGCAGCUUACCGCAAGGGCAAAAUCUCUGUCAUCGUGGCUACUGACCGUGCUUCUCGUGGUUUGGAUCUGCAAUCGCUGUCUCAUGUUAUCAACUACGAUGUUCCCAGCAGUAUCACAACCUACGUCCAUCGUGUCGGCCGUACCGCCCGUGCUGGAAAGGAAGGCUCUGCAUGGUCCCUGGUGGCUCACCGCGAAGGAAGGUGGUUCGCAAACGAAAUCGCAGCCAGCAUGGAUGGUCCCAUCACGCGUAACUCGCCCAUCGACCGCGUUCAGGUGAAGACAAAUGACCUCAAGUCACUCCAAGAGAAGUAUCCCAAGGCCCUUGAGAAGCUGGAGCAGGAAGUCAAGGUCAGCAGGGCGCGUCCGUCCAAGUCCAAGCCUUGA
Penicillium manginii is the source of this 2388-nucleotide messenger RNA. Its product is annotated as putative ATP-dependent RNA helicase DBP6. The record is from RefSeq and is a predicted model, not a curated record. The transcript has 2 exons. Gene Ontology annotation, cellular component: nucleus. Lineage: Eukaryota; Fungi; Ascomycota; Eurotiomycetes; Eurotiales; Aspergillaceae. Bases 1 to 2388 code for a protein of 795 amino acids. Gene Ontology annotation, molecular function: ATP binding; RNA helicase activity; nucleic acid binding.